Messenger RNA from Vollenhovia emeryi, 609 nucleotides. RefSeq lists its product as uncharacterized. The record is from RefSeq and is a predicted model, not a curated record. The transcript is spliced from 3 exons. NCBI's taxonomy places the organism in Eukaryota, Metazoa, Arthropoda, Insecta, Hymenoptera, Formicidae. The annotation marks the transcript as partial.
GACCAGAGGCUUGUAAAUUGUUUUAUAAUAUUCGCCAACGCUUCGGCAGAGAAAAGCGAAAAGUACUAGUGUCACUAAAGGGGAAGUCAGGACAGGGAGCGAUGGCACCAUAUGUACCCACAUGGCCAUUGUAUGAGGAAUGUAUGUUUCUGGCAGACCAUAUUGUUGCACGCAAAACGUCAAGUAGCUACAGUACGAAUGCUUUGCCAAAAAGUCAGACGGCUACAGUUGUGAGGCCCAAUUUUGAAGCUGACAGAGCUUCACCUGUGUUUGCCCGACCCUCUCCCUCACCGUCACCACCUGUAUUCAGGUCAAUUUUGUCACCUCAAACUUCAGAGUUGCUGUCGCCGUCUAGUAUGUGGAGCAGUGAUAAUUAUUUGUUUCUUGAAAAGUACAAACAAUUUUUUGGUAAUACUGUGAAAUGGAAUUAACAUCAAUUACAUCACGUGUAAUUUUUUUCGCAGAUGUUGAAUCUAAUGCUUCUAAUAGUCAGAACUCAGCUGGGCAGUCACUUGCAAGUACAGCAGGAGUUUCAGAUUCUUUAGAUGUGAGCUCGGCGUCUGAAUCUAUUAUACAGACCAUAUAAACGGCAAAAUUGAAAGGAAAACG